AUGAAAGGCCGACUUGUGUCUGCAAAUCCAGUAGAAGGAGAGCGGUUCUACCUACGCCUACGUUUAUCUCAUAUUACUGGGCCUACUUUCUUUGAAGAUCUAUACAGUUUUAACGGCUUACUGCAUCCUACAUUUCGCAAAGCAUCUCUUGAGAGAGGGUUAAUAGAGAACGUUGACAACUUAUCCCAAUGUCUUGGAGAGGCCUCCUUAUUUCAAUUUCCGGCUGCUCUUAGGAGGUUAUUUGCCACGAUGUUGAUCUAUUGUGAGCCAAGAGAUGUUCGAAGUUAUGGGAUGACCACUAUGAUUCACUUAUGGAAGAUUAUAUGCGCCAAUGUGAAAUCUAUGGGUAAGAGUCUUGAUGAUUUCGAUCUUCCAAUGGUUGAUGCAAAUUCCAAUUUUCAAUCUGGAGAAUUUCGUGAGGUACAAGAGGAAUGCUCUAUAGUUGUGGAAGAUGAACACUUGCGUGCCCGAGACUCUCUAAAUUCCGACCAGAAAUACGCAUAUGAUGAGAUCAUGAGGCACGUAGACAAGGAUUGUCCAGGAGUGUUCUUUAUAGAUGGUCCAGGUGAAACCAGGAAGACUAUUUUGUACAAAGCUUUGCUUGCCAACAUCCGUUCACGUGGACUUAUUGCUCUCGCAACCGCUUCAUCGGGUGUUGUUGCCAAUAAUAUGCCUGGAGGGAGAACAGCUCACUCUAGAUUCAAAAUUCCUCUCAACCUUGAUAAUAACUCAAUGUGCAACAUAAAAAAACAAAGUGGGGCUGCUCAAUUGAUUCGAGACGCAAAAAUAAUCAUCUGGGACGAAGCAUCGAUGGCAAAGAGGCAAGCAGUGGAGGCGCUCGAUCGAACAAUGCAAGACAUCAUAGGGGUGGCACUCUCAUUCGGCGGAAAGAUAAUGGUUUUGGGGGGUGAUUUUAGACAAGUAUUACCGGUCAUGAGGCGUGGAACCCAAGCACAGAUUGUAGAUUCUAGCUUACGGACGUCACCUCUUUGGGCAAUGAUUAAAAAGAUACGGUUAACGCUCAAUAUGGGAGCACGCACUGAUACGUGGUUUUCAGAAUUUUUAUUAAGAAUCGGUGAUGGAGAUGAAGAGGCGGUGGACGAAAGCUUUAUUUGCAUACCGGAUGACAUGACCAUUCCCUAUAUUGAUAAAGGUAAGUCAAAAGAUGCCCUGAUUGACAUAAUCUUUCCAUAUCUACAAAUCAACGGAGCUGAUUCGGAUUAUAUCAUUUCGAGGGCGAUACUGUCAACUAAAAAUGAGAAUGUCGAUGAGAUUAAUGAUCAGUUGAUCGGCAAGUUUUCUGGAGAUGAAAAAAUAUACUACAGCUUCAACGAAGCAUAA
Cynara cardunculus var. scolymus (artichoke) is the source of this 1341-nucleotide messenger RNA. RefSeq lists its product as uncharacterized. The transcript is spliced from 2 exons. Gene Ontology annotation, biological process: DNA repair; telomere maintenance. The record is from RefSeq and is a predicted model, not a curated record. NCBI's taxonomy places the organism in Eukaryota, Viridiplantae, Streptophyta, Magnoliopsida, Asterales, Asteraceae. Bases 1 to 1341 code for a protein of 446 amino acids. Gene Ontology annotation, molecular function: DNA helicase activity.